This is a messenger RNA of Trematomus bernacchii (emerald rockcod), 3563 nucleotides long. RefSeq names its product zinc finger and BTB domain-containing protein 39. Gene Ontology annotation, biological process: regulation of immune system process; negative regulation of transcription by RNA polymerase II; regulation of cytokine production. The transcript is spliced from 4 exons. Lineage: Eukaryota; Metazoa; Chordata; Actinopteri; Perciformes; Nototheniidae. Bases 127 to 2655 code for a protein of 842 amino acids. The record is from RefSeq and is a predicted model, not a curated record. Gene Ontology annotation, molecular function: protein binding.
CGACGGCAGAUCACAAGGGAUUUAAUGAGCACCAGACUGAAAAUCAUAAUAAAAGGAGAAGAGUAUUCUUCGCCUACAAACACAUUUUAAAUGGUGGUUCUGUAGCGCUCCAGGUGCAGCAGCAGGAUGAGGAUCCGGCUGCAGGGUCCCGGCCACGCUGCCGGCCUCCUCGCUGAGCUCAACCGCUGCCGCCAAUCACGCCAGUACUGCGAUGUGUUCCUGCAGGUCGGCAACCGCACGUUCGCAGCGCACCGUGCCGUGCUGGCCUGCGCCGGGUCGUACUUCCGUAACCUGUUCACCCGGGCUCCGGCCACGUCCUCCGCCGCCUUCUCUCUGGAGUUCAUCUCCCCGGCUAACUUUGAGAGGGUGCUGACGUUCGUCUACACGGGGGAGAUCCUGACCGACCUCAUCGAUGUGGGGGUGCUGUACGAGCUGGCUGAGAGGCUGGGUGUGAAUGAGCUGAUGAAGGCCUGUCACUCCACCUUCCCUGACCUGCAGGCCUCUGUGUCUGUGAAGGCAGGGAGUCCCGGGGAGCUGGACUCAGGCAUGGUCUCUGCUGCUGCUGCUGCGUCCACAGGUGUCUCCGCCUCCUCCGUCUGCUCCUCCGCCGCCUCCUGCUCCUCUCUGUCCUCAUCAGCAGGUCCAUCUGCCGCCCCGACCCCCGCGGCUGCCCCCCCCUCGCCUCUCUUCCAACCCAGGGCCAGCCGUGAGGCUCACACUGGGACUACGUCUCUGCACCUGAAGGCAGAAGACAUGGAUUCUCAUAUCGGCUACGGGCAGAUCUCAGCGGAUCCACCGGGAGGACACAGUCUUUUAACCAGCAGCCAGUCCAGUGAAGACGUACCGCCUCCGGUGCUCCAGCUGAAGAUGGAGCAGGGGGUGGAGGAAGAGGAGGCAGAAGGCAGCUGUGAGGACGCAGAUGGACGAAGGGUUUCUGAGAGCGCAGGAAGCUCUCUGCCUCACAGAAACCACGCUGCGUCGUCUGACUCCUGCUCCUUCCCAGACUCCUCGGCUCAGAUCGGAGCGGAGGCCCCAUCCUCCUUGUCCUCAGGAGACCCUCUGAGAGACCCUCUGAGAGACCCUCUGAGCGGCCUGCAGGUGGGGCCGGUGGAGGGCAGCGUGGUGGAGCUGCAUAGGGACGGCAGGUUGAUGUUGUUUGGGGAGGAGGGGGAGCAGAGGGAGGCUCUGAAGGGGAGUAUGGAGGGAACAGAGGAGGAGCAGUGGAGACAGCUGGCGGGAGAGAUCAUCGAGCUGAGUGACGACGAAAACUUCAUGGAGGACGGUGAGGAGGAGGAGGAGGAGGAUGAAGAUGACCUGGUGUAUGUGGAGAACGGAGAGGGCAGCCAGGUCAACGUGUUCUCCUGUAAAGCGUGUGCGGCGGCGCUCCCAGCAGACCCGGCGGCCAUCAGGAGACACGCAGAAACCCACCUGACGGAGCAGGGGCUCUGCAGGGUCUGCGGGGCCUCGUUCCCAGACCGCCACGCCGGGCUGGCCCACUCCCACUCCCACGUGGGGGUGCAGCUCUUCACCUGUGAGAUGUGCCACCUGCAGUUCUGCAGCCAGAGCAAACUGCUGCGUCACCACCGGCAGACGGCCUCCAGCUACACCAUCCCCCAGGGGGCGCUGACCAGCAGAGGGGAGGGGCCGGGCACAGAGCUGCAGUGUGCCGUGUGCAACAAACCCCUCAGCAAGGACUUCCAGUCGGUCAGAGACCACCUGCUGAGCCACGUGUGUCCUCAGAGCCUGAGCUGUGGGGUGUGUCGCCUCCCGCAGCUCUCCCUGUGCUCGCUGCUGUGGCACGGCCUGGCCCACCUGUCGCUGCCCGUUUUCAGCUGCCCGCACUGCGCCUGCUGCUUCGUGCAGCGCUGCAUGCUGGACCGACACAUGGCGGCGCACGCAGAGGAGGCGGCGGCGAAAGAGCGGGAGCGUCUGGCGCUGAGGGCGUUCAGAGUCGGGUCGGACGGGGAUGGAGACGGAGGUUCGGCAGGAGUGGAGGAGCUGCACUGCUUCCUGUGCCCGCAGUCUUUCCGCUCCACCUCUGCCUUCCAGUACCACCUCGGCUUGCACAGCACUGAGGCCCCUGGUGGAGGAGGGGGGGUCCCGGGCUGGUUUGGAAAACGUAAAGCUGACCAGCCUAUGGAGUGCCUUGCCUCUUCCUCCUCUCAGCGUGAGGUUGUGAAAAUGAGCAACCUGGGUUUGGGGAUGAGCUUCAACUUGCCAGAUAAGUUUUUUCAAGGUUCCAUCCACAACCUGCCCUCGGGGGUCCUGACCAACGGGAGCGCGGGGCAGGACAUGGGGGUCGGGGCAGCGGGGGUCCGUGGGAAAUGGUACCGGUGUCGCUACUGUGGCAAACGCUUCGCACACUCGGGGGAAUUCACCUACCACCUCCGCAUCCACACAGGAGAGAAACCCUACCAGUGCAAAGUGUGCCUGCGCUUCUUCAGAGGCCGCUCCACCAUGAUCUGCCACCUGAAGACGCACGCCGGCGCGCUCAUGUACCGCUGCACCGUCUGCGGACUCUUCUUCUCCACGCUGAAGAUGGUGGCGUCGCACAUGGAGCUGCACAAGGACCACUUGCCGCUGGACUUCAACAUCGAGCAGACCUUCAUGUACAACGAUCACUCUAAAGAGCCGCUGCCCACUGUGGACGCCUGACGAGCUCAUCUUCGCUUCACUGACACUUCCUGUGUGUCUGGUUGUCGUGGACCACAAACUGCUAUAAAUAGAAUAGGGCUGGAACUAUUGUAUAUUUUUAUUUAUCUUUUUUUGUUGAUGAAUAGUCUGUAAAAUGCCAAAACAAUUAUUUUAAAGCACAUUUUGAUUCUGAGGUGACAUCAAGUUGUUUUUUGGAUUGCUAAAUCUUAAAAACCACACAUUACUUUUCUGUUUAUCCAUUUAUUACGUCACCUCUUUAACAUGUUUAUACUUUAAGAGCGUAGUGGACAUAUAUAAUCUGUCAGAUGCUGUUCAUUGAGUCUGAGGUGUCUCUUUGAACUAAGAUAAAAAGCAACCACUUGAUGGCAGUGUAUCAUAUUUAUCUACUCCGAUUGAGUCUGUAACUUUAUAACUUUAAUAUGGGGAUAGGUUUGUAUGUCAGUGGUUGAUAAUUACACUGUUAUUAAAGUAGCACCUCAUUGUAGCAUAUCAAUUAUUUUCCUAGAGUUGCAGUCACUAUUUUCACACUUUUUGAAGUUACAUUUUUGACACCACAGGUACAGCAUGACCAUCCACUUAAGAGUGCUUUUUAUUUGUCAUUGAAUCAUGAAACGUGUUGUUUUAUGUUGAAUAAUGUUUCCUUCUAUAUGCUUUUAGAAUGUGCAUUUUAGCCACAUGCUGUGUUCACUUGUUUAGAGCGUGUGAGCGUGUUGUAGAGAUAUUUAAAUGCCCAUCACCUUUCUGUGUGAUAUGUGUCUUACCUCAUAUUUAUGAUGGCAGUGUAACUGUUAUUUGCCUUUAUACAUAUCUGUUUUUCAAGCUAUGUUUGAAUGUUGGCCUUUUUUUAAAUAUGGUUUCUUAAAAAUAAUUAAAUAAAUGCCUUUUGGAAGACUGUUAUCACCCCCUGA